CCUCUGCUCCAUCUUUCUUUCUUCCUCGAGCGAGAGCGGGCCGGUCAUGGCGGAGGACGCCGAUUGCAACGAGGAGAAAGGCGCCGGCGGCGGCGAGGACGAGGGGACCGGGAAGGCAAACAAGAGCAAGCAGCAGCAGCAGCACAAGAAGAAAGAAGACGGCGGCGACGCUGCAGGGAAGAAGAAAGCGGCGCCCGUGGUGCUGGGGGUGGACCUGCACUGCGACGGCUGCGCCCGCAAGGUCGUCAAGGCCAUCAAGGCGGCGCAGGGCGUGGAGGGCGUGGCGGCGGACGUGGCCGCCGGCACGGUGACGGUGAGCGGCAAGGCCGUCGACCCAUGGGACCUCAAGGACCGCGUCGAGGCCAGGACGCACAAGCCCGUCGCCUUCGUCUCCCCGCCCAAUCCCCCCAACCCCGCCAAGAAGAAGAAGGACGGCGGCGACACCGCCGACGACGGCAACUGCGCCAAGACCGCCGGCGAUGGCAAGAACAAGAAGAAGGACAACAACAAGGAGGUUCCGGAUUCGACGGUGGUGGUGAAGAUCGGGCUCCACUGCAACGGCUGCAUUGACCGGAUCAAGCGGACCGCGCACAAGAUCAAAGGCGUCAAGGAGGUGAAGGUGGACACGGCCAAGGAGCAGGUGACGGUGCAGGGCACCAUGGACGCCGCCAAGGCCCUCCCCGACGUGCUCAGGCGGAAGCUCCGGAGGGACGUCGACGUCGUGCCCCCGCCGACGGCCAAGAGCAAGGACGGCGGCGACAAGAAGAAGCAGCAGCACAAGGACGGGGACGACAAGGUGGCCGGCGAGCAGCAGCAGCAGCAGGGACAAGGAGGCGGCAAGAAGAAGAACAAGAACAAGAACAAGCAAGGAGAGGAAGAGGCCGGCGAGACGGCGGUGGAGUACCAGGCGUUCCCGACGGCGAUGAUGUACGGCGGCGGCGGCGGAGGAGGAGGAGGUGUGGUUGCAGGGGGGUGGACGACGUCGUACCGGGUGGAGAUGCUGCACGCGCCGCAGCUCUUCAGCGACGAGAACCCCAACGCCUGCGCCGUCAUGUGAGAUCGAUCGAUGUCAAGGAAGACGCACGCAUGUGCUAUUCGUCGUACGUCGUAGACUCGUAGCUAGCUAGUGGUACAGCACCAAGUAGAGAAGUCCAUGUAAUGCAUGCACGGAGUAUAUAACUACAAGUACCAUGGCAACAUAUAAUAUCUACUGUAGACUGCAGUGGGGGUAGUAGUACGUCCGUACGUGCAUGGUUUACGGCUGCUGCUGUACGUGGCAGCGAGUAUACUCCAUAAGUUUGUGUUGGUUGGUGACACGAUUCAUUUCGAUCGAUCCAUCAUCUAUCCGCAUUCAAUGA
This is a messenger RNA of Hordeum vulgare subsp. vulgare (domesticated barley), 1358 nucleotides long. RefSeq names its product heavy metal-associated isoprenylated plant protein 3-like. Bases 47 to 1057 code for a protein of 336 amino acids. Gene Ontology annotation, molecular function: metal ion binding. NCBI's taxonomy places the organism in Eukaryota, Viridiplantae, Streptophyta, Magnoliopsida, Poales, Poaceae. The record is from RefSeq and is a predicted model, not a curated record. The transcript is spliced from 3 exons.